GAAUUACACCAGAUACAAGUAGGAAAUCAGGCACAUAGAAACAUGGCUGCGAAACCCAAGCUGCACUAUGUCAGUGAACGAGGCCGAAUGGAACCAAUACGGUGGUUAUUGGCAGCAGCCGGGAUUGAGUUUGACGAGUGUUUUAUGAAAACAAAGGAUGACCUGCUGAAGUUAAGAAAGGAUGGAUUCCUGCUGUUUCAGCAAGUGCCCAUGGUGGAGAUCGAUGGGAUGAAGAUGGUGCAGACCAGAGCCAUCCUCAACUACAUAGCAGCAAAGUACAACCUCUACGGGAAGGACCUGAAGGAGAGAGCCCUAAUUGAUAUGUACGUGGAAGGAUUAUUUGAUCUGAAUGAGUUAAUCAUGACCUCUGAUUACCAACCAGCGGAUAAAAAGGAGCAACAAUUAGCUACUGCUUUGGACAAGGCCACAAACAGAUACUUCCCAGUCUUUGAGAAGGUUUUGAAAGACCAUGGACAAGACUUUCUUGUUGGCAACCGGUUUAGCAGGGCAGAUGUGCAACUACUUGAAGUCCUUUUAAUGGCAGAAGAAUGCAAGCCUGAUAUCCUUGCCCAGUUUCCUCUCUUGCAGAGUUUUAAAGCAAGAAUAAGCAAUAUCCCCACAAUAAAGAAAUUCCUGCAGCCUGGCAGCCAGAGGAAGUCACCACCACGACAAGAAGAUGUACCGAAAAUCAUUAAAAUUUUCUACUGAGCAGCAACCUAAACCCACAGAAACUCUAUUUCAUUGUCUUUGUGUUUUCUGAAGUGAAUUUUUGAUCCCUCCUUCCUUAGCUACAUCUCUGGUUUUAGCCUACCGCAAACAUUUCCAAUGUAAAUCUGCAGGAGCAUGCCAGCAAAUGAAAUAAUUCACUGAAUUAAGGGGUACACUGAACAAAAAUGUUUUCAAUUACUUAAUAGAAUACCUGAAAUAAAGUCUUACUAUUGACAAUGAA
Molecule: messenger RNA, 949 nt
Organism: Columba livia (rock pigeon)
Lineage: Eukaryota; Metazoa; Chordata; Aves; Columbiformes; Columbidae
Product: glutathione S-transferase
Exons: 7
Coding region: 43-708 (221 amino acids)
Biological process (GO): glutathione metabolic process
Molecular function (GO): glutathione transferase activity
Source: RefSeq, a predicted model, not a curated record